AGCCCAGCUGAAAAAAUAAAAGACUCAACGGGUAUGCUUUGGUCGAACCAAAGCCCCUCCCUUUCUCUCUCUCUUAAACCCCCUCUGAAUCUUUCGUCUCCGCCUCUCUCCGGACAUUCUUCAUUUCUCUCUCAACAUUAUUUUCCACCAUGGCUUCAGCGGCACUGAGAAACCCUAACUCCAAACGCCUUUUCCAAUUAUCUUCCCCAAUCUACUGGUGCUGUCGAGGAUCGGCCUCUGCUCAUUUCGCUGUUUCCUCUUUGCUCGCUGGAAAUGACACUACCUCUGUGUCCGCUGGUCCAUGGUGGAGAUCCAUGGCUACCUUCACUCGGACUAAACCUCAUGUUAAUGUGGGAACAAUUGGACAUGUUGAUCAUGGAAAGACUACUCUUACCGCAGCAAUAACAAAGGUUCUGGCAGAAGAAGGUAAAGCCAAGGCUGUGGCCUUCGAUGAAAUUGACAAGGCCCCGGAGGAGAAAAAGAGAGGAAUUACAAUUGCAACGGCUCAUGUGGAGUAUGAAACUGCCAAGCGCCACUAUGCCCAUGUUGACUGCCCUGGACAUGCUGAUUAUGUCAAAAACAUGAUUACUGGAGCUGCCCAGAUGGAUGGUGGAAUUCUGGUUGUAUCUGCUCCUGAUGGGCCAAUGCCACAGACAAAGGAGCAUAUUCUGCUUGCUCGUCAGGUUGGUGUGCCAUCACUUGUGUGUUUCCUGAAUAAAGUUGAUGCUGUUGAUGAUCCUGAGUUAUUAGAGCUUGUGGAAAUGGAGCUCCGUGAACUGCUUAGUUUCUACAAGUUUCCUGGAGAUGAAAUCCCCAUCAUUCGAGGAUCAGCAUUGUCUGCUUUACAGGGAACAAAUGAAGAAAUUGGGAAAAAUGCCAUAUUAAAAUUAAUGGAUGCUGUGGAUGAAUACAUUCCUGAUCCUGUGAGGCAACUUGACAAGCCCUUCCUAAUGCCAAUAGAAGAUGUUUUCUCAAUUCAGGGACGUGGAACUGUUGCAACUGGACGUGUUGAGCAAGGGACCAUCAAAGUUGGUGAAGAAGUUGAAAUUUUGGGGUUAAUGCAGGGUGCUCCUCUUAAGACAACAGUGACAGGUGUUGAGAUGUUUAAGAAAAUUUUGGAUCAAGGACAAGCUGGUGAUAAUGUGGGUCUUCUCCUACGUGGUCUAAAGCGAGAAGAUGUGCAAAGAGGACAGGUGAUUGCCAAACCUGGAACUGUGAAAACAUACCGUAAGUUUGAGGCAGAGAUAUAUGUCCUCACAAAGGAUGAAGGUGGACGUCAUACUGCUUUCUUUUCCAACUAUAGGCCACAGUUUUACAUGAGGACUGCAGAUAUCACUGGCAAAGUAGAGUUGCCUGAAAAUGUUAAGAUGGUUAUGCCUGGGGACAAUGUGACUGCAACUUUUGAGUUGAUCUUACCUGUUCCCCUUGAAGCAGGACAAAGAUUUGCCUUGAGAGAGGGAGGUAGAACAGUCGGAGCAGGUGUGGUCUCAAAAGUACUUAGCUGAGUUGUUUUGGAGCCAGAUCUUUUGUGCUUUUUGUCUCCUCUUUCCUUAAAAGAGCUCUAGGUAAGAAGGCUAAGCAAAUGCCAUGUUCUAAUUUUUUACGUAGUCUGCAUUUGAAGCAAUGUUGAUUCUAGGCGUUACUGGAGAAUGGAGAUUGAUUGUUAAGUGAUAGCAAACGAGUUAGGUUGAAAGAUGGAUGUCUUCCAAUCCCUCAUGCAUAGCAGCAUACUGUUGAUCAACAUACUUGAUCUUUUUUGCCCCCUACAGGUUUAUGUGGGUUUAUCUUUAAAUAAAAAUAUCCCUUUCAAACUGUACAACUUUUUAGUCGCAAACUGUACUUCUACUGAACUAUAUUGCAAUGUCACUAAUCAUUUGUAUU
Molecule: messenger RNA, 1881 nt
Organism: Manihot esculenta (cassava)
Lineage: Eukaryota; Viridiplantae; Streptophyta; Magnoliopsida; Malpighiales; Euphorbiaceae
Product: elongation factor Tu, mitochondrial
Exons: 12
Coding region: 150-1505 (451 amino acids)
Biological process (GO): mitochondrial translational elongation
Cellular component (GO): mitochondrion
Molecular function (GO): GTP binding; GTPase activity; translation elongation factor activity
Source: RefSeq, a predicted model, not a curated record